AUCUCUGAAUAUCCAGAUAAUCUGAUAAUAUUAUAGUGAACGAGUGGCGGUUUUUAAUUGAAAUUGCAAUAAGAAUUAAAAAUUCAAUAUCGCAAAAACAUUUUAAAAAUGAAUAAUGUCAAACAAACUGAACAGGUUAAAUCCAUAGUGUUGGAAGGUUAUGGAGGGUAUGAUAAAAUAAAAAUUAGAUGUUGGCCACUUGAAUUUUUAGGAUCAACAAGUGUAUGUGUCAGAGUCCAAUUAUGUGGUGUCAACUUUAGUGAUUUAUAUACUAGACAAGGUUUUCUACGUCAAUUAAAAACCCCCCGUGUGCUUGGAGCAGAAUGUUAUGGUACAAUAGAAACUACUGGAAAUGAAGUGAACAAUUUUCAAUAUGGAGACCGAGUAGUAUGUUAUGUUUGGACAGGAGGACUGUUUGGAGAAAAGGUUAUAGUGCCGGCAAAUAAUUGUUUUUUAGUUCCAGAGAGUGUUAGUGGUCAAGACGCAGUUGCUCUACCCGCCAAUUAUUUGACUGCGUACUUGAGUAUUUUUACCAUGGGCAAUAUACAACCCGGAGAUACUGUUCUUAUACAUUCAAUCGCAGGAGGUGUUGGGUGUGCUGCUACUCAAUUGGCAAAUACUGUAAAGGAUACAGUUGUUGUUGGAACCGCUUCCGCAUCUAAACAUAAACAAUUAAAAGAAAAUGGAGUUUCACAUGUGUUACAUCAUGAAAACUAUGAGACACUGGCUAAAAAUGUAUCACCAGAGGGUUAUGAUUUAAUUAUAGAUAGUAUUGGUGGACCAAAUAUUGAGAUCAGUCAAACAUUACUUAAGCCUUGUGGUCGUUUAGUCAUCAUUGGUGGUAGUUGUUAUAUUAAUGGAGAAACAUUAAAGAUUGUAAGAUCACUAUCCAUGAAGUGGCAAACAAAAAAUUUGGUUCCUCAAACUAUGAUAGAACAAAAUAUCACUGUUUGUGGUCUUCAUUUGGGUAUGCUAUUUGAUUCUAAUCCAAAGAAAAUUCAUUAUAUCAUGGAAGAAUUAUUAAAAAUGUUGAAGAAUAAAUUAAUAAAACCGACGAUUCAUGAGAUCUUACCAUUUGAUAAUGUAAUUGAAGCUCAAACAAUAUUGGCAGAAAGAAUGAAUUUUGGGAAAGUCUUAUUAAAGUUCAAUCAUUAGAAAAAAAAAGAUUUACAAGUUUGUUUGGUGCUGUAAGUGUCAUUAAUGGGUGUCUUCUCUCCUUAGUGUUCUUAUAUUUUAUAUUAUAUGUACUCUUUUUCUCAUAUACUUAUUGUGCCCUAUAGAUUGUAUAUUUUUUGUAAAAAGAAACUGUUUUAUAAAAUGUAUUUGCUGUGGAUAAUUCUUUGUGAUCUAACUAUUUAACUGAAUAAUCCAAAUCGUAAUUUGAAAAUUGAAAAUUUGAUUAAAUAUUAAAAAUAAAAUGUCUUUAUUUAAAUUUUAAACUAAUUAAUAGAUUUUUUACUGUUAUUUGAUAUAUAUAUAAAAAAUUACAUCUUUCUUUAAAAUGUAAAACAUAAAUACUAAAUCAUAUUUUUAUUUAAUUUACUUUUGCACAUGAUACAUAAUAUUAUAAUGUUUAUAUGCAAAUGCAAGGUACCUUUUUUUAGUUGCUCUUAUAUAUAUUUGGAACGCAAUUAGUAUACAAUAAGUUAUACUGUUGUACCUAAUGUCAUUAUACACAUAGUACCCUAUUUAAAUCCCCAUCUAAUUUUCCCAUAUUUAGUUAUUUAGAACAUUUUUCUUUAUAUUUUUAACUAAACGUAAUGUGAAUAUAAUAUGAUAAUUUGUUUUAAUUAAAAAUUCUAUUUAAAAAUGAUUAUAAAGUUUUAAUGUAGUUUACCUAACUUGUAUUGAGUUGUAUAUUCCGCAUAAUAUGUGCAUAUCAAUUUUAUAUUUAUAUUUUCUGUAUACAUAAUAUGUUGAUGUUAUUAUUAAAAUAUAUAUAUAUAUAAUAUACUAGCUGAAUAUUACCCGGCGUUGCCCUGAAAAAAAUUCUGAUUGUUCAACUCCUUUGGGUUGUAACACGCUGUGGAAGCAUUAUCUUUUUAAUUGUAAAUGAUAAUAAUGAUAUUAUAUUUUAAUGUAUAGCCAUCUCGACCGGCGUUAUCCGUGAGACUCUCAGCAGUAUAUUAUCAGGUAGGCGAUCUACCUGAGGAAGAUCGCGGAUCCCAUGUGGUUUGUACGCAAGUGUAUAAUUUAACUCUAAAGCAGUGAUUCCCAACGUGGGCGCUACCGCCCCCUUGUGGGCAUUUUUUAUUUUGAAGGGGGCGCUAAAGGGGGCGCUCAUCUAUCAUUUAAAUUUUUUUUGUUUAUAACUGAUUGUAAUGAAAUGUAUAACUACGUAGAAUAAAAUACCUAAUGUAAUCAACACAAUUAUGUAGGUAUAAUAUUUAUAGACACUUAAAUAAUAUCAAAAAAAUUAUCUUGACAGGUACUUGACGUUAUUAUCGGAGUUAUCGUAUAGAUUCCGAUUAGCGGCUAAUGAUUAGCCGAUUCCGACAAUGUUAUGUGGAGAUUUAAGACUAAUGCUGACAUCUAUUGAACCAGAUAUCAUUUCGUUAGCAGGAAAACAUCAACCUCAUGGCAGUCAUUAGUCACAUAAGUAUUUUUUGUAUUAUAAUUUUAUAUUAGCGAAUUCGAAAUCAAAUUAUAUAAUUAUUAAUUAUUAGUAGGUAUUUAAAUUUAAAAUUAACUAAAUUGUAGCGUUAAAAUGUUAAUGAUAUUUUGUCUUAAAUUAAAUAGCUUAUUAAAAAAUAAAACGUUUAUCAUUUUAAAAAAUUGAUUGGGGAAGGGG
This is a messenger RNA of Metopolophium dirhodum (rose-grain aphid), 2791 nucleotides long. Its product is annotated as synaptic vesicle membrane protein VAT-1 homolog. Bases 109 to 1155 code for a protein of 348 amino acids. The transcript has 6 exons. NCBI's taxonomy places the organism in Eukaryota, Metazoa, Arthropoda, Insecta, Hemiptera, Aphididae. The record is from RefSeq and is a predicted model, not a curated record. Gene Ontology annotation, molecular function: oxidoreductase activity.